GGGUUUCAAUCAAGUGAGGUUUAAAGGCUUGAACUCUUGAUUACUCGAACUCGUUUCUUCCAACUCAUCCACGGACUUGUUAUCACUUGCUACGUUGCGUCGAAAGUUGAAUCGGGGAAAUAAAGAAGGUAUCCUGAUACGAUUUGCUAAGGAAUCUCCAACCAACCCGGAGCCCAAGAUGUCACCACCUUCAGCAGUCGAAGUCUCCGCGGUUUCGGACACAUCUGGAGUCACUAUCCCAAACCCGUUGAGCGCGCCGGUUCUAAGCAAUGAGAUUCUUGGAAGAAGGAAGAAGACUACUGCGGCUCAAUGGGGUGUGGCAGCGCCAUCGGACACGGCAAACUUCAGACUCAAGUCUCAUGAUCACAAGCCCAAAGCCAAGCGAUGGAGUCAUAUAAUGACCAAUGAAGCAACGAUCCGGAAAGGCAACUCUCUCAAAGAAGCAGCAAAAUAUCUUGGUACACCCGGCAUCAUAUCCCUCGGCGGAGGUUUACCAUCUAGCGAGUACUUUCCAUUUGAAGAGCUAUCAAUCAAGGUCCCCAAGAUCGGGCACUUCUCAGAAGCCGAGACUAGGGAGUCUGGUGUGACUAUUACGGCAGGCAAACAUGACCUCGCGGAGAACAAAUCCAACUUCGACAUUGCUACUGCGUUCAACUACGGCCAGGGAUCUGGCUCAGCACAGCUCCUCCGCUUCAUGACUGAGCACACUGAACUGAUACAUGACCCGCCCUACCAAGACUGGAAGUGCACCAUGACCGUCGGAAGCACAUCUGCAACUGACAUGUGUCUGAGGAUGUUCACCCGACCAGGCGAUAUGAUCCUCUCCGAGGAAUACACCUUCUCGGCUUUUGUGGAAACUGCGCGACCCAUGGGCGUCCGCGUGUGCGGCGUCCCCAUCGAUAACGAAGGUCUCCUACCCGACGAGAUGGACUCCCUUCUCACAAACUGGGACCAAGCAGCUCGCGGCGCACGAAAACCCCAUCUCCUCUACACCGUCCCCACAGGUCAGAACCCGACGGGAGCAACGCAAAGCGCAGAGCGUCGGCACGCACUCUACAAAGUCUGCCAAAAGCACGACAUCCACAUCCUAGAAGACGAGCCCUACUACUUCCUCCAAAUGCAACCCUACACCGGCGCCAACGCGCCCUCCGUCCCAGCUCCAGGCACGCACGCCGACUUCAUCAAAUCUCUCGUGCCCAGCUACCUCUCCAUCGACACAGACGGACGGGUAAUCCGGAUGGACUCCUUCUCCAAAGUAAUCGCGCCCGGAUCGCGAAUCGGCUGGAUCACCGCGCCCGCCGAAGUCGUAGAACGGUAUUCCAAACACGCCGAUGUAUCGACCCAGAACCCGGCUGGUAUGUCGCAACUCAUCUUAUUCAAACUACUAGAUGAACACUGGGGCCAUGCGGGCUAUCUCGACUGGCUCAUCCACAUGCGCAUGCAAUAUACACACCGCCGCGACAUCAUCCUUUCUGCAUGCUCAAAGUACCUCCCUACUGAAGUCAUGAGUUGGAAACCUCCUAUGGCGGGCAUGUUCCAUUGGAUGCAGGUCGACUUUAGGAAACAUCCUAGUUAUCCCGAGAAGAGCAUUGAGAGUAUCGAGGAGGGCAUUUUUAUGCGUGUCAUUGAACAUGGAGCACUGGUUAUGAGGGGUAGUUGGUUCUAUGCGGAUGCGGAGGAGGAGCAUGAUACCUUGUUCUUUAGGGCGACGUAUGCGGCGGCGCCUGGGGAGAAGAUUGAGGAGGGGAUUAGGAGGUUGGGGGAGGCGGUUAGGGAGGAGUUUGGGUUGGGGGUUUAUGCUACGGGAGUUUGAAUGGUGAGUUGUCGGCGAGACGGGGUGGGGUUUGGAAUAGGCCCAUGUGAUCUUGCAUUGGUGGAGCUGCUGCUUUGUGAUAUAGCGGGACAUUUACUUCUGCACAAAUGCCACUGUCAAAACCAAGGCCAUCCAUGCCUCAUUCGUAUCUCUGGUAUUCUUACACAUGUUCAAUCCCGAGACCUCUCUUCUGUGAUGUCCUCAGCCUGUGACACAAUUGCUACUCUACCUUGUACCUUUUCUCUUGUA
Alternaria rosae is the source of this 2062-nucleotide messenger RNA. RefSeq names its product aromatic amino acid aminotransferase 1. The record is from RefSeq and is a predicted model, not a curated record. Bases 179 to 1813 code for a protein of 544 amino acids. Lineage: Eukaryota; Fungi; Ascomycota; Dothideomycetes; Pleosporales; Pleosporaceae. The transcript is spliced from 2 exons. Gene Ontology annotation, biological process: aromatic amino acid catabolic process; L-tyrosine biosynthetic process. Gene Ontology annotation, molecular function: aromatic-amino-acid:2-oxoglutarate transaminase activity; pyridoxal phosphate binding; L-2-aminoadipate:2-oxoglutarate transaminase activity.